Molecule: messenger RNA, 844 nt
Organism: Syngnathoides biaculeatus (alligator pipefish)
Lineage: Eukaryota; Metazoa; Chordata; Actinopteri; Syngnathiformes; Syngnathidae
Product: histone H3-like
Exons: 2
Coding region: 59-802 (247 amino acids)
Cellular component (GO): nucleosome
Molecular function (GO): DNA binding; protein heterodimerization activity; structural constituent of chromatin
Source: RefSeq, a predicted model, not a curated record
GCGCUCGAGCAAUUCCGGCAUUCGACUUAGCAACCUUGAGCGAAGUUGAUCUUUGACAAUGUCUGGCCGAGGCAAGGGAGGCAAAGGUCUGGGGAAAGGCGGCGCCAAGCGGCACCGCAAAGUCCUCCGCGACAACAUCCAGGGCAUCACCAAGCCCGCCAUCCGCCGCCUGGCUCGCCGCGGCGGCGUCAAGCGCAUCUCGGGCCUCAUCUACGAGGAGACCCGCGGCGUUCUCAAGGUCUUCCUGGAGAACGUCAUCCGCGACGCCGUCACCUACACCGAGCACGCCAAGAGGAAGACCGUCACCGCCAUGGACGUGGUCUACGCCCUCAAGAGGCAAGGACGGCGGCUGCCCGCCCAAUUUCUGGAUCAUCGCUACAACGUUGACAAAAUGGCAAGAACCAAGCAGACUGCUCGUAAAUCCACCGGCGGCAAAGCCCCCAGGAAGCAGCUGGCCACCAAGGCCGCCCGCAAGAGCGCCCCGGCCACGGGCGGCGUCAAGAAGCCUCACCGCUACAGACCCGGCACGGUGGCCCUCCGCGAGAUCCGCCGCUACCAGAAGUCCACCGAGCUGCUCAUCCGCAAGCUUCCCUUCCAGCGUCUGGUCAGGGAGAUCGCCCAAGACUUCAAGACCGACCUGCGCUUCCAGAGCUCGGCCGUCAUGGCCCUGCAGGAGUCCAGCGAGGCGUACCUGGUCGGCCUGUUCGAGGACACCAACCUGUGCGCCAUCCACGCCAAGCGGGUCACCAUCAUGCCCAAAGACAUCCAGCUGGCCCGCAGGAUCCGCGGAGAAAGGGCUUAAGCGGCCGCCGCGCGACCACAACGGCUCUUUUAAGAGCCACCA